Plasmopara halstedii is the source of this 822-nucleotide messenger RNA. RefSeq names its product ribosomal rna large subunit methyltransferase j. The coding region runs from base 1 to 822 and encodes 273 amino acids. Gene Ontology annotation, biological process: RNA methylation. The transcript is spliced from 2 exons. NCBI's taxonomy places the organism in Eukaryota, Oomycota, Peronosporomycetes, Peronosporales, Peronosporaceae. Gene Ontology annotation, molecular function: rRNA (uridine-2'-O-ribose)-methyltransferase activity. The record is from RefSeq and is a predicted model, not a curated record.
AUGUGGAAAUUUCGUGGCAAGAAUAGGAAUCAAAAUUUAACUCGAGUUCUUAAUUUACAAAAUCAAGUGAAUAUCAAUUUUAAAGCUGUUUUGAUAGCCAUGUACAGACGUCCAAAGUCACUCGUCGCCCACUGCGCUCCAUUACGUGCUGUAAAGAGUCUGAAGGGAAAGUCAAAUGCUAGUGCUCGCUGGGUACGUCGCCAGUGGAACGACCCUGCGGUGAAACAGGCUAAAAGAGAGGGACUACGUUCGCGUGCAGCCUUUAAAUUACGCGAACUCAACGAUCGCUUUCAGCUACUUCGUCAAGGUAAUGUGGUUAUAGAUUUAGGUGCCGCUCCUGGUGGUUGGACGCAAGUAGCGGUGGAGGCUACAGCACCAAAGCGAUGCACGACUGAUGAUCCACCGCGAGUUGUGGCCGUGGACCUUAAGCGUUUUGAUCCCGUAGAGGGUGCAGUCAUUAUUGUCGGGGAUUUUCGUCAAUCAUCUGUGAGAAAACAGCUGACUGAGACUUUAAGAGGUCGCAAGGCCGAUGUUGUGCUAAGCGACAUGGCUCCAUCCUUUUCGGGUACAUUCCUUACAGACAGUCAACACCAGCUACGUCUUUGCCACAAUGCACUUAAAAUUGCUGAACUUUAUCUGCGUCCUGGUGGUAAUUUUGCUACCAAAGUUCUGAGAUGUGACGGGUCUGAGGAGUUUCGAGCUGAAUUGAAGGCAGUAUUUGAUGUUGUGAAGGCCAUGAAGCCGCAGUCGUCACGACCAGAAUCAACGGAGAUGUAUUUUGUAGCGAAAGGGUUCAAAGGUAUAACAACUCUAGAAAACUGA